Messenger RNA from Benincasa hispida (wax gourd), 1483 nucleotides. RefSeq names its product Cyclophilin-like peptidyl-prolyl cis-trans isomerase family protein. Gene Ontology annotation, molecular function: peptidyl-prolyl cis-trans isomerase activity. Gene Ontology annotation, biological process: protein peptidyl-prolyl isomerization. NCBI's taxonomy places the organism in Eukaryota, Viridiplantae, Streptophyta, Magnoliopsida, Cucurbitales, Cucurbitaceae. The record is from RefSeq and is a predicted model, not a curated record. Gene Ontology annotation, cellular component: chloroplast.
AAAAAAUAAAAAAUUAUAAUUUAAAACAGGAGAACAAAAUCAUUAUUAAUGGAUACAAACUUGAAGUUGAAACCACACAGUGAUUAGCUUUGUGUUCGGUGUACAUUGUUUGGCCCACAUUACUCUGUUACGAAUCUGACGAUUGGUAGGCAAAUAAUAAAACAUGUUCAUAUACCACAAGAAAAUCUGCAUUCUAUCUUCUGUGGUUAUCAUUUUCUACAUUACUUAUCCACAAAAUCUCCUUCCCCAAAAGACUUGAAUUUCCCAUUGAAAAUCAACAAAUCAAGAAAACAACACUGCAAAUCAGGACAUGUUGCGAAGCCCCAAAUUUCUUCAUUCCCCAAACUAUCCACACCCUUCUUCAACCUCUCAAACUCAAAAGCAAAACAUCCCCAUUUCCCCAAAAUUUCCACUCAUCAAACAAUGUUCCACAAUCUCUCGCCGGAAUCUCACCAUGGGAACCAAUUCCCUCUUACUUCUUCUCUUUGGUUCUCAGCUUCAAGACCCAUUUUUCAUGUCCUCAAAAGCAGAGGUUGAAGAAGAAGAAUUACGGAGUACCAAAGAUGACGGACCUUUGUGCACAGGGAAGAGCCCCACCAAGCGAGCAUUUCUUGAUAUCUCCAUUGAUGGAGAGCCUGCCGGUCGCAUUAUCAUUGGCCUUUAUGGCAAUGAUUCCCCUGCAGGAGUUGCAAGAUUUAGUAAUCUUGUAAGUGGAGCUGCUGGGAUUUCUUACAGAAGAAAAGAUUUUGUAAAGAUCACUUCAAAUUAUGUCCAACACAGUGGAGUUAGAUCUUAUGGUGUGGAUUUUGAGCUUGCAAAGAGGAAUGGGAAUGAAUUAGUAUCUGAAACUCUUAAGGAUGAAUGGGAGAGACUGAACGAGCAAUGUUCUGGGACUAAGAACUUGGCUGGAACUGUGGGAAUCAUUGUGAGAGAUCCUUUAAAACCACCUCCUAAGUUGAAGUUGGUAGCUAGGAAAGGGAAGCUGGAGGUUGACCAGGAACAGGUCGGUACUGACCCGAACGGAACGGAGUUCACGAUAUCCAUUAAAGAUUCGCCGGAGCUGGAUGAUUCAGCUCUGGUGAUUGGAACAGUUUUGGAAGGAAUGGAAGUUGUGGAGAGGAUUGCACAAGUGAAGACUGUGAAAGAUAAUACUACUUCUCCUUACUUCAGGGUUGCAAAGCUAAUAGGCGAUAAAAGAGCUGUUGUUGCAGAAAGAGGAUUCAACCGUCCUUAUUCAAAAGUGAUCGUCACAAACUGUGGGUUGCUAGAACAAUGACACUUCUUCUUUUUUCAAUCUUUACAUCAAUUGAAUUAUGCUUAUUUUAACUAAGAUGAGAUGAUUAUGCUCCCAGUUUUGUCGAAUUGUUUAAAUGUAACUAUAUCCUUAUAAAUGAAUGAGGUAUUCUAUAUCAAUAUUUUAAUAUAAAAAUUCUUCUGAAUUUAAUUUAUCGGAUAAUAACCUUGUAUGGUAUUUCUUGUUAUA